CGUGUCCAUCCUUUCUUUUUGUUGUUUGCUGUGAACGUGAGCGCGUGGCUCGGUGUGACUAAUUUUGUGUAAAAGUCGGGAGUCUCGAAUUUUCCUAGUUUUUCAAACCGAAAGAACAACUGUAAAUAUGAAGAUCUACAAGGAUAUCAUCACUGGUGACGAAAUGUUCGCCGAUACCUAUAAAAUGAAACUGGUAGAUGAAGUUAUUUACGAAGUUUACGGUAAACUAGUAACCCGUUCUCAUGGAGAAAUUAAUAUCGAAGGCUUCAACCCAUCGGCUGAGGAGGCCGAUGAGGGCACCGAUUCCGCCGUCGAGUCUGGCGUCGAUGUGGUCUUAAAUCAUCGCCUGCAGGAGUGCUUCGCAUUCGGUGACAAAAAGUCGUUCACACUCUACCUCAAAGACUACAUGAAGAAAGUGCUGGCCAAGUUAGAGGAAAACGCCCCUGACCAAGUUGAUGUUUUCAAGACCAACAUGAACAAGGUAAUGAAAGAAAUCCUUGGACGUUUCAAAGACUUGCAAUUCUACACCGGAGAAUCAAUGGACUGCGAUGGUAUGGUAGCCAUGUGUGAAUACCGUGAAAUCGACGGUGUAAGCACACCCGUGCUCAUGUUCUUCAAGCAUGGACUAGACGAAGAGAAGUGUUAAAAAACAAACACCAUAAGAAAGAUUCACACCACAUAUAUACACUAAUUAUUUUUUUGUUUAGUAAAUACCGAUUAGUUGCAAUUGUAAUGAUUCACUUGACAUAUUUGUUGUGAUCAGACAUGAAUUUAAGAUUGUAUCACUUGGAACUUGCUGCUAUAUAUUUCGUCAAACUUUGAAUAUUAUAAACUGUACAACCAUAGUGCUGAUCAUUAUAAAACUAAAAACAUUAUGUAUUUCAUUUUUAUACGAAAUGUUAAGGAAACACUUCUUCUCAUGUACGUUAAUAACAUAGCUUGUUCUAUUAAAGGCGGCUAUGACAGUCUAGUAAAUAUUGAUAAAUUCAAUUUGCAGCGUA
Anastrepha ludens (Mexican fruit fly) is the source of this 1001-nucleotide messenger RNA. RefSeq names its product translationally-controlled tumor protein homolog (gene Tctp). Gene Ontology annotation, cellular component: cytoplasm. The transcript has a single exon. NCBI's taxonomy places the organism in Eukaryota, Metazoa, Arthropoda, Insecta, Diptera, Tephritidae. Bases 128 to 646 code for a protein of 172 amino acids. The record is from RefSeq and is a predicted model, not a curated record. Gene Ontology annotation, molecular function: calcium ion binding.